CACACCUCUCUUCAGCUACACAGGAAACCAGCAUGUCAUAGUGUCGUCAAAUGAUUUCUGUACAUGCUUCUGGUAUUUUUCUGCGUCUGGAGACUUUCUGAACUAUGCAAACUUGUAAGAAGCUGUUGAGAGGAAGUACAUAUCUACUCGAUCCUUUUCCAAGUCCACGGAUUUAAAUACAAUCACGGAUUUAACAUGAGCAUUGUAUCUUGGAAGCUGGUUUUCUACUCUGCUGCGUUUAGUUUAGUGGUCGUGUUUUUGGACAUAGGGACAGAUGCAACACUGGAGGGUUCCUCAAUGGGUUACCUGAGUCUACCUUAUAGUCAGGAGCCUGAGGUGUUUCCACAGGUCGUUCAUGUAUCCGAUGUCAAGGUAUCUGAUGAAGCCCAACCAGUUAUCUCUCGACGGAAACGGAACAUCCUUUUCCCAAGUGGAGUCAAACUCUGUGCACAAGAGACCGCCCAGCAAGUCAUCGCAAACCACCUGAGCUACUUUCAUCUCAGAGUGUGCCAGGAGACCAUAUGGGAGGCUUUCAAGAUCUUCUGGGACCGCCUGCCAGAGCAAGAAGAGUACCAAAGCUGGAUGAGCCAGUGCCAGGAGGGCACAGUCAUGGCACAAGAUAUUGGCAGCUACUUUAGCCAAUCAGAGGAGCAUCAGGCUCUGGUUAAAAAGAUAAUGUCACUGCCAGGUUUUAAAAGUGAGCCCACCAGGUCCUGGCAACACAUGUGCAGCUCUCCAACACCAAGAGCACCGGAAGCGGUGGAAGCUCCUGAGCUAGAAGAGACAGCUAAAGAAGAGGAGGUGGAGGAAGCAGCCGUCAUUGUCCCAGAGGUGGAGGAGAGUCCACUGGACAAUGACAUUGCCAUGCAGCCUCCCACCCCAGCUGUGCUGGAGCAGGUGGUGGAGCUGAGCAUCCUCCUGACCGGAGAGAUGUACAAUGACGACCUCAAUGAUCCAGCCAGCCUCCAGCACCAAACGCUCAGCAGACAGCUUGCUGAAAAGAUCGAGGACGCUUUGCAGGGGCUUCCUGGAUUUAAGAGUGUGUCCGUGCUGGACUUCAGGCCCCCGAAGGACACCCAUGGGCUGGGUGGUGUUGUGGUGGACUACGCUGUCACAGUGGCGGUGGAUGGAACAGGAGUGAGCAUGGAGCAACUGGACUACCUGACGCUGCAGUCGAACCUGGUGGAGAGCUCAUACCGUGAGGUCGUGGAGCUCCCCACGGUGGUCUACACCAUCAGCGAGGUGAAGAACUUCAUCACUGAAGCCCUGCAUAACGACGCACUGGAGAGCGUGUCUGAGGCCCCUGAGUCUGUCAACGCUGCAGACGGAGCCGCGAUUAAUGCUGCCGAUGAGUCAACGGACGUCAUGAUCCUGGAAGAGGACACAGAGGAUGUCAACAAAGAUGAUGUCCUGCCCGAGCUCUCUGAAACCAACACAGUGUCCGCAGCAGAAAAUGACGUAAUUGUUCUGGAGGAGAGUGUAGUUGUGUCUCCUGCUCCUGUCCUGACCACGAGUGCACCUCAAGCUGGCAGCAUUGAGGAGGAGGGUCUGUUACCAGGGGACACUGUGCAGACUCCUGCUGUAGAAAACCCCCCACCAGAGGAACUCCCAGCUGAGCUUCCCUCCCCUGAGCUGCCAGAGGACCUCAUGCUGCCUGAACCACCAGUGGAGGUCGAGGCCUCUGGUUCAGGCACAGCCAACGUGGAAGACCUGCUCCAGCCAUCUACACCCACAGAAGAAGUGUCUGUUGAGAAGACUGGAUCAGAAGAUGGGCUGAUAAUAGAAGAUGUCCCCAUAGAUGCAGAUGCAAUCUCUGAAGCUGAAACUGUGGAUGUUGAGGUUGCGGCAAUUGAAGAAGAACCUACUACUGCUACUCUGGAAGAGGCAGAGGCAACUCUGGAUGAGGCAGAGGCAACUCUAGAUGAGGCAGAGGCAACUCCGGAAGAGGCAGAGGCAACUCUGGAAGAGGCAGAGGCAACUCUGGAUGAGGCAGAGGCAACUCUGGGUGAGAUUCCAGAGGAGCUAGAGAUCUCUACAAUCGCAACUGAGACCACAGAAGAAGAAGGCCUACCUGGCCUGGUCCCUCCUCCUGAUGCUGUAGAUGUAGCGAGCGAAGCAUCAGAGCCGGAGGCUGCAGAAACAGGUCUGCUUCCUGUUGGUGAAGACUCAGUGGAGGGCACAGAAGAAGACUCAAACCUCACAGAUGUUCCAUCCGCUGAUGAGGAAGUUAACCCAGAAGAACCUGUGGAAGACGCAGAAGUCAACGUGAUGGUGACGUACCCUGAAGAACCUGUAUUUGAAGAGGGUGGCAUGGACAACGAGGGACAAGAGCUGAAGGAAGCUCCUGGAGCUCCACCUGUAGAGGAAGUGGGCCCAGCAGCUCCAGAGAUCUCAACAGAGGAUCUGACAGAGGAUGAGAUCUUGCUGGUUAACAGAGAUGAACUGGAGCCACCAGUGACAGAUUCUCUGAUCCCUGCCGAACCAACUGCCCUGUCUCCAGAGAGGGAGUCGCCUUUCACCCGCAUCUCUGACGUCGACCCUGCCCCUGAUGAGCAACCUGACAUCAUCAUCCCUUCAGUGGUGGAGAUCCAGACCACUAACAGCGGCUUGGAUGAUGCCACCAAUGGAGACCAGGACUAUGAUGUGAUCCAUUAUGGUUAUGGUUUGAUUAACCACACAGAGGAGGGCAGUACUGGCUUCCCGUUUGGUGUGGCACACGGCACAGACCAUGUCAGUCUUGCCAUGCCUGUGAACCCUGGACGAGCACUGAUGGUGUUCUUCAGCCUGAGGGUGACCAACAUGAUCUUCUCAGACGACCUCUUCAACAAGAGCUCCCCAGAAUACAAAGCUUUGGAGCAGCGCUUCAUAGAGCUGCUUGUGCCCUACCUGCAGUCCAACCUGAGUAACUUUGAGAACCUGGAGAUCCUGAACUUCAGGAACGGGAGCAUUGUGGUCAACAGCCGGAUGAAAUUUGGCAAACCUGUGCCACAAAGCGUCACCACUACUGUCUAUCUGAUCCUGGAGGACUUCUGCAACACAGCCUACCAGACCAUGAACCUGGCCAUCGAUAAGUACUCACUGGACGUGGAGUCAGGUGACAAGGCCGACCCUUGUAAGUUCCAGGCGUGUAACGAGUAUGCGGAGUGUAAAGUGAACAAAUGGUCGGGGGAGGCGGAGUGUGUCUGCAAUGCCGGCUACUUCAGCGUGGACGGCCUGCCUUGUCAGAGUAUCUGUGAGCUGCGCACUGACUUUUGCCUCAAUGACGGCAAGUGUGACAUCAUCCCCGGCCAGGGAGCCAUCUGCAGGUGUCGUGUCGGGGAGAACUGGUGGUACAGAGGAGAGCACUGUGAGGAGUACGUGUCCGAGCCACUUGUGGUUGGCAUAGCGAUCGCCUCAGUAGCGGGAUUCCUGUUGGUAGCCUCCGGAGUCAUCUUCUUCCUCGCCAGGACGUUACGGGACCAGUAUGACAAGGAUGAGUCAGAGGACCCCAUACGGCGAGCAGAGAGUCUCCCGUCUCUGGAGAGGGCGACCAAGUACAACCCCAUGUAUGAGAGUGAGGCCACCACAGGCUACAGCCACUACUACCGCCGCUACCCUGAAGCUCCUGUGUACAGCAGCGCCAGCGCUGAGGCCUCCACUGAUUUCAGCAGUGAAGAGAUACGACACAUCUAUGAGAACAGUGAGCUGACCAAAGAGGAAAUCCAAGACAGGAUACGCAUUAUUGAGCUCUACGCAAAGGACCGGCAGUUUGCAGACUUUGUACGGCAUCAUCAAGCCGUUGUGGAUACCCGCAGAGAGAGCUCCUCGGUGCACACAUGAAGCUCUACUGUAAACAAGAAACUUGCCUCUCUGUUAAAAACUGAAUCUCCCUGUCAAGACUCUCCACUUUCUUCAUCAUGGCACUGUGCGCUCAUGGACUGUUUGAGAUGGACUGUCAUUCAGCACGCUGCUCUUUACUUUCCUGACCAACGACCUCGCUCUGUCUGUCUCUCUGCGUACGUCCCUGAAGUGUUGACUCUUCUUCUUCCUUCUUUUGUGCCUUCUCUUGACUGGGUGAGCUGGUUGUGACAUCGAGUGUUUGCUGCUCAUCUGCUGGACAUCUCCUUUCAUGGGAAAACUGGACUGCAUCCUAUUACUUGAAAUGUUCAUCACAAUUCUGUCUACGCUAGUACUGUUGUUUAGUCAAAUAUCGAGUUUUGUGUCAUCAUGUCAUAACUAUCCAUUCUUUUAAAGGGAAGAACUUAAAACUGUGAAUAUGUAUAUAGUGUUGCCGUUGGUAUGUUUGCUAGUUAAAGGGGACCUAUCAUGCUUUUCUGUAUUUUCUAUAUAUUUGUAGAAUGUCAGAUGUUCAUGUUAAACGUGGCCAAAGUUUUAAAUAAUGAGGUAAUUAUAUAAAAUAAUCCCUGUAUGCAAAAACUUAAGGCAUGAGAUCGUUAGCCUGGGACAGAUUUUGUUAUAUGGUCAUCUGCUCCAGCCACACUACGGCAAGUGUUUACAUUACAUACACUGCUACAUGAAGCUACAUGCUAACAUCAGGGAAACAUGUAAUCUUUGAUAGCGAUGUUGUCAAUUCGUCCCUGAUUUUGGAUCAUAUUUCUGUUGAAACAUGACUGGUUGUGAAAAUUUUGGUUUAGAAGCAUUUAUUGGUGGUUUUUCACAGGAUUUUUUACGGCUGCAAGUACACUGCUACAUGUAGCUACCUGCUAACACCGGGAAACAUGUAAUCUUGGCUGCAGGUAUCUUUAAUUUCUUCCCAAUUUAAGAUCAAAUCCCUGCUCAAACAUGUCCAGUUGUGUUUAAAAGCUCUAACUGGUGAUUUUUCAUUGGAGAAAGUGGCGUCAUACAUGGUCAUUCCCUAGCUGCAAGUACACUGCUACGAGUAGCAAUAUGCUAAUGUCAGGGAAACCUGUAAUCUUGAUUGUUAAUGUUAUUAAUUUGUCCCUGAUUUGGAUCAUGUUUCUGCUGGAACAUGUCUGGUUGGUUAUUCACUGUUACAGUCAUUCUCCUGGCUGCAGAGAUGCUGAGAUACAGUAGACCAGAUUACGCUGACCAAUCAGAACAGACUGGGCUUUUUUAGGAGGGUGUCGUAAACAGACAGGCGCUAAAUGUUUCAAAAAGAUGGGGUGAAUACAGGUAUUCCAGUACAGACAGUAUGAGGAAUGUUUUCUUUUACAUUAAAGCAUGUAAAUAUGUUCCACUAGACACCCAAAAUACAAGUAUGGACCUGAAAAUGAGCAUGACAGGUCCCCUUUUAUGCCCAGUUCAGACCACAGAUUCGUGCUGAGACGAGUUGAAACAGGCAACUACCUGCCGGUUCACACCAAUGCAACUACAUGAAAUGGUGUAUCAUCUAACUGCAACAACUCUCUGUACUUAUGUUCUGAUUUCCAGCUUUUCAGGCUUAUUUUGUGGCUGAA
This is a messenger RNA of Epinephelus lanceolatus (giant grouper), 5417 nucleotides long. It is a transcript of the gene impg2a, whose product is annotated as interphotoreceptor matrix proteoglycan 2a. Gene Ontology annotation, biological process: visual perception. NCBI's taxonomy places the organism in Eukaryota, Metazoa, Chordata, Actinopteri, Perciformes, Serranidae. Gene Ontology annotation, molecular function: heparin binding; hyaluronic acid binding. The record is from RefSeq and is a predicted model, not a curated record.